AUGAGCAAAUGUGAGCAAACAAGUGCAGUGAUUGGUGAUGGCAGGAGCCGAGACAUGAUUGGAGACAAGAUGAUUGGAAGCAGUGGAGAGGUGAUUGGUGGAGUGAUUGGAAGUGGCAUGAGAGCUCUGAUCGGUGGAAAGAAGAGACGCCGGAAGACGACGCAGAGCGACGAAAGUGGGAAGUGCAGCAGGAAAUUGAGGCGUUCAGCGUUGCAUUUUGCAGCAAACCGCCGGAAACUGCAGCACAAGGAGGUGCAGAAGCAACGGGAAGAGGAGUUGCGAGAAGCCAAAUUGCGCGCGGAGAGAGAGCAGAAGGAGAAGGAACGUCAGGAGCAGCAAGCUGCUCGUGAGCAGAAGAUCUUGGACGCCAAGGAGCGCGAAGCUCAAAGGCGACAGGAGGAGGAACGGCUCAAGCGGUUCAUGCAGCAGAAGCGUGAGGAAGAAGAUGCUCAGGCCGGCUUCUAUGGCACAAGGCACUUGAACAUGAAGGGUGCCAGGGGCUUCAAAGGCGGCAAAGCUGGAAAGGGCGUUAAGAAGGGUGACAUCCAGCGUCAGCUGCGGGAGCAGGAGAUGGAACGCCGGGCCCGAGAGGUCUUGGCGAACAUUGGUUCCACAAGGAGCGCCGAGAUCGGAGAUCGGAACUCCAGCGACGUUGAGCGAGGCGUCGCAGGUUCGACGAGCAAAGGUGAUGCUCGGAACGGUGGCGGCGAUCGCGUGGAAGAGAGUGCAGCGCAGCCGCUCUCGAGUGGUAGAGAGACUGCGAGUGACAUGAAGGAUGGCCCGGUGACCUUAGGUGGGAAGAACAAAGAUGGCAAAGGAAAGACUGUCAAGAAAGGCGGCAAAAAGGAGAGAAAGACGGAUGAAGCCAGGACGAGUGAGAAGGAUCGAUGGUGGACUAAGAUCGAUGGUGAUUGCCCCAUCUCAUUGAUCCCGAUUGCUGAGCUUCCAGUGCCACCCUUCACCUUGAAAGCCUCUGGCAGCUCUGUGCCUCACUACUUUGAUGCCCGCUUCCUGGCCAGCUUUCUCUUGAGCUCCUUUGACUUCAUGAAUCCAGUCAAUCGAUCUCCCUUGAAUCGCGAGGAUUGUGUCGCCUUGGACGUCCAUUUGAGGCAGUUCUAUCCCGACUCCUCAUCCUCCGUGACCGACGCUUAUGACCUCUUUCAGCGCAAUGGAGGCAAUGGUAGUGAUGCGGUGCGACGCGAGGCCACGGCGGUCUUCCAGCACCUCUUUCGCUUCCAACCCCGGAACUUGGACUCUCGUGGUCGAGCCAUCAACUACAACGAUGGAGCCUUGACAGCCACUUGGCAGGAUCGUGGUCCGCACGAAGGGGCCGAGCUCUCGGUCCUUCCGUGCUUGUGUCGAAUCCACCAUGUGCCUGCCGUGUCUGUGUGUUUUGUGGUUAUAAGAUGUAUUAGAAUUAGAGUGUAUGACAACCAGAAGACCAUAUUCAAUAUUCAGAGUGCAUGGAGAUGGAUGAGUCCAGCUGAAAGCACAAGGGACCCUUUUGGAACCUUUGAUGGGCUUCUCCACUAUUCACUAGUUGCAAGAAAGGACUGA
Durusdinium trenchii is the source of this 1557-nucleotide messenger RNA. The record is from the annotation of a GenBank genome assembly. NCBI's taxonomy places the organism in Eukaryota, Dinophyceae, Suessiales, Symbiodiniaceae.